CUGGCCCGGCCGCGGGACGAGUAACGGUUACGAAGCACUUUCUCGAGUGCGGUUUCUGCUUAGUCAUUGUCUUCCAGGAAACGACUCGGUCGUCUCUCUGGCCGCUCGACCGGGCGCCCGCAGAAGCCGCAGCGGCCGUCCGCGCCGGCGCCUCCCUCCGGGCCCGCCUCCCGGUCACCGCCCGGCCUCCUCGGGGCCCCCGAGCGCACACCGGGCUGCGGCCGCGCGGAGUCGGCGGCCUCGCGCUCGCCUGCGGGGCCUGGGGCACCGCCGCGCCCUGCGAGGGGGCCCGCCGCUCUUCCCGCCCGCUCUCCGCGUCCCCGUCGCCCCCCUUCGGUCCCCGCUCCGGGCGGCUGCUGCCAUGGGCACCGACAGCCGCGCGGCCGGGGCGCUCCUGGCGCGGGCCAGCACCCUGCACCUGCAGACCGGGAACCUGCUCAACUGGGGCCGCCUGCGGAAGAAGUGCCCGUCCACGCACAGCGAGGAGCUUCGAGACUGUAUCCAAAAGACCUUGAAUGAGUGGAGUUCCCAAAUCAGCCCUGAUUUGGUCAGGGAGUUUCCAGAUGUCUUGGAAUGCACCGUGUCCCAUGCAGUCGAGAAGAUAAACCCUGAUGAAAGAGAAGAAAUGAAAGUUUCUGCAAAGCUGUUCAUCGUAGGAUCGAAUUCCUCAUCAUCAACCAGAAAUGCAGUUGACAUGGCGUGUUCAGUCCUCGGAGUUGCACAGCUGGACUCUGUGAUCAUUGCUUCGCCUCCAAUUGAAGAUGGAGUUAAUCUUUCCUUGGAGCAUUUGCAGCCUUACUGGGAGGAACUAGAAAACUUAGUUCAGAGCAAGAAAAUAGUUGCUAUAGGCACCUCUGAUCUAGACAAGACACAGCUGGAGCAGCUGUACCAGUGGGCACAGGUAAAACCAAAUAGUAAUCAAGUUAAUCUUGCCUCCUGCUGUGUGAUGCCACCAGAUCUGACUGCAUUUGCUAAACAAUUUGACAUACAGCUACUGACUCAUAAUGACCCAAAAGAACUGCUCUCUGAGGCAACUUUCCAAGAAGCUCUUCAAGAAAGCAUCCCUGACAUUGAAGCCCAGGAGUGGGUGCCGCUGUGGCUGCUGAGAUACUCAGUCAUUGUGAAAAGCAGAGGAAUCAUCAAGUCAAAAGGCUACAUUUUGCAAGCCAAAAAGAGAAAGGGUUCUUAACUGCAACGCAGCCUCCCAACUCGCUGCUGACCCUAUAUUUAUCUUGAACACAAGGUAAAAAUUCAUAUGAUAAAAUUGAGAUGUGUAAAAAAAGCUAGCUAUUACCUACAAGAAGUGUCACUGAGGCAUGUACUCAGUUGUUUUGGCAGUGUGCUAUCAAGUUCUGAGUACUUCUCCCACCUCCGCGUCAGCACACCCACAGGAACCACUGUCUUGUUUUCAUUAAACUAUUGUUUUCUAAUGGAAAUUGUCUAUAAAGAAAAAUACUUGCAAUAUUUUUUCUUAUUUUUAUGAGUAAUAGAAAUCAAGAAAAUUUGUUUUUAGAUAUAUUUUGGCCUAGGCAUCAGGGUGAUGUAUAUACAUAUUUUUUAUUUCCAAGAUUCAUUAAUUGCUUCUUACUAUAUACUUGUAUAACUAAGCAAUUAAAUUACAAUUGUUAAAUACUGGAAGAGAUUUUUUUUCUGUCAUUGGCAAAAUAAUCUAUCUCAGAGUAACUAUAACAGCUGGGAUCUACUAGUGAUGUAAAUAAAAUUCAUUCUUUGAUCCAUGAAUGGAAACUUAGUCUUGUGUGUGUUCUUGCUUACAACCUAGCUGUGCUUUUUGACCAUAUGUUCUGGGUCAUGUUUCUUCCACCUCUUAUUUACAAAAGCAAGCCAAAGUGAAUCUGAGAAAGAGGCCUGCAGCCUUAAUGUUAUUGUUAGGAAGUUUCAUAAAAAUGGCUUCUGCCACCUUCAGAUUCUUUGGAACUCUUGCUGCAUUCUUAGUGUGUUGCUGCUUAUUUGAGAAGCUUCACUAAGUCAGUUGCACUCAGCAUGUGGUCUCUAGAGAGAUGGAUUAAGAAUCAUCGGAAAACUUGUGAUUUCUGUACCUAUGAAUUACUGACAAGGAGGGAAUAAAGCCAGAAAAGGCUGGGGGCAGGGAAUCAUUUGAUUUCAUACUAGCUUAAAAACCAGAAAACUGUAAAGAAGCUAUGGUCCUUACAGCAUCCUAAAGGGUCUUAAUCUAUAACUGUGUCUGCAACCCAGUUUCAGUUUUUCUUUAAAAGGCAUAUUGUAUGCCAGUCUUUUAAACCAUAGGUCUUUGUAAAGCAAAUUUUGCUCAGAAUUUUUCAACUUAGGUCUGUGUUAAGUCAGUGCAGUAGACCUUUUUCCUAAGUAAGGCUUUGUAGUUACUGAUUGGAUAGUUUUCCCAGUUAGAAUUGUGUGAAUUCAGCUGAUUUGCCUACUAAAGCUUAUAGAAUUUUAAGUGGAAGCCUAUACUCACAUUGAUUGUAUAUAAUGCUAAAUAUAAAUUUAACUUUUAAAUCUGGCAAGGAUACAUGUUUUCAUGUGGCAUGAAUUUUUAAAUAUGUUUUAUCUUAAAUCUGUAGUGAGCUGGCUGAGCUGCUCUGAAGGGAAAGUUUAAUGUCACCCUUUUUAUUUUUAAAACACAAGUUGGGGGGUAACGUUUUUUUGAUGGGUUUCUUUGAUGAUGUGAAAAAACAAAAACUAACCCUUUUGCUAAUGGAUCCAGAUGUUGUUAAUUAGAGCUUGUUUGUGAAUGUCUCUUCCACUCAACAGAGAAAGAAGCAUAGUUAGGGUUCACUUUGUGAAGGGAUCAUGUACAGAAGAAAUUUUUCAAGGGUAGAAUUUUUAAAUGAUUUUGUUGUUUUUAUUCCAAAUCCUUGUGUUACUGGAUGACCUUUAAAAAUUAGUCUGUUGCUGUUAGUUUAAAGGUAUGGUCUAAUAAUGUUUAUUAUUAGCCUAUAAUUAUCAUGGCGGUAUAUCUAACCUGCAAUCACAAUCAGUAAACGACAGUCACCUAACAGAUUUUAUAACAGCCUAAUAUCACCUCAGACAGGGCAGAUACUGACCCUCUAAAACUACCUUUAUGUCCCAACCCCAUCCCAGGCUACCUCCCAUCCAUAGUUCCAUAAAUCCUUGCUUCUUUUUCAACGGGCUGCUUCCUCCAUCCUUGUCGCCAUGUGCUCUCACAUUAAGCUACAGUGGCUCUCCCUUCCCUUCCCCUCCUCUUACCCCUUUUCUCCUGUGAUCCUCUCCUGUCCCCCAAGCCUGCAAAUCUCAGCUUUACCUACCUCCUGCCCUUCCCGGGUUUAGGCCUUUUAAACAGCUCAUUAAGGAUAAUUGGUGAACAGUCCUCACGUGAGUAGAGGAAAUAGUACAACCUUCACAACAACGCCUGUGGCAGGGAUCUCAAAGCAUUACAAUCAGCAUUUGAAUGCAUAGCACCAGACCAACCCCCAACAUGAGUCUUUUGAGGGCUGGAAAGGUGGCUCAGUGGCUAAGAGCAUUUGCUGUUCUUGAAGAAGGUCCCAGCACCAACAUAGUGGCUCACAUAUAUCCCUGACUUCAGUCCCAGGGUAUCCAAUGUCCUUUUCUGACCUAGAGGCACCAGUCACACACAUGGUAUACAUACAUACACACGUGCAACACACACACACUAAAUAUAUGUAUAUCUAUAUCCUUCAGAAAUACUCCCCAAGUAAACUGCUUAAAAGGCCAAGUUAUCAAUAGUUUGUAUGGAAGAUAUAUUUGAAUGCAGUGACCCAAAGUAGAAAGGUUUUUGUGUAUAAUUGAUUGCUAAAUAAACAUUGGAAGGAUUUUUAGCUCAUUACAUUUCCAAAGUCAAGUUGCACCUUAUUCCGCAGUGCUCUCUAACUUCCACAAGUUUACCUUGAAUUUCCAUCAAAGAACCUGUGACACCAGGACCAAGGUCUCUCAGAAGCUAGAUUCAGGGGCUGUAAAUUCUGAAGACCUUUUUGUUGUUGUUUGAGACAAGGUCUGUAUGUUGUCCUGGAGCUUGUUACAUCAACCAGGUUGGCCUCAGACUCAUACAUUUGCCUGCCUCUGCCUCUCCGGAGUGCUGGGUUUAAAGCCAAGAGCUACUACAUCCUGCCCCUGAAGACCAUAUUGAUGCUAGAACAUUAAUAUAGUGUCCAUGUAAGGAUGACCAGCCUUGGAACAGGAAUCAUAAAUAGCUGAUCAGAGUUCAGCCCUGAAAACUGGUCACCUGGACAUUUGAGUUGUGUGCUUUUAUUUGGUUGUGUCAAGGAUGGGAACAUCCAGGACCUAGAGCAUCUCGUUAAAUUUGAACUAUCUAAAUUUAAACUAAGUAUGAAUUAUUUUUUUAAAAUAUAUAAAUGUAAAAUGAAACCCAACAUUCUGUAUUGUACAGGCAUUUCAGGUUUUCUGCGGGGGGAGGAAGAUAAAGCUUUUUUUGUCUACUUUCCUUUAGUAGUUCAGACUUUACUAUGUCAGGGCCAAAUAGUAGCCAAAAUUGGGAUCUUGCUUUUCAGAGAUAAAAUUCCUAAGGCUCAUCUUAAUUAUAUGUCUAUUUAUUCUAGGCUGCAUACCAAGUAUUUUAAUCUUUGAAAUGUAAUGAUCAUUGAUGUAUAUUGGCUGGUAAUUCAUCCCUCUGCCAAAUGUACAUAUAGAGAAUUGUGAAGUUUUUAAAAGAAUUUAAAUCGCUUGUACAAUUUGUGUUCUUAUUCUCAAAUACAGCAGCUUUGAUUCUAAACCUAUUUUUCCAACACUGAUUUCCAAUGUUUCAAAAUUAAUUACCUCUUUUCAUCGUAAAAUUGAUGGACUGUGUCAGUUUGAUUUUUUUAGAAAUAUGUAACAAUAUUUUCAUAGUUUUCAGAUUGAUGGAAGCAGAAACUGGCGAUAAUUAACUGUACUUAUGUGUCUAGUAUACUAAAGCAAAAUACAAGGCAUUGUUAAAAAUAAUUUUAUUUUGUUUAUAUUACUGACAUGUGAGUUUAAUGUUUUUCUAUAUGGGUUGUUUGAAUGAUGGGAACAUCCUGAAACAUCACAUUGAUUUUGAACAUUUAAAUUCAAACAGUAUGAUCUGAAAAUAAAUUGAGUUACUUGAAAAAUA
This is a messenger RNA of Meriones unguiculatus (Mongolian gerbil), 5065 nucleotides long. It is a transcript of the gene Gclm, whose product is annotated as glutamate-cysteine ligase modifier subunit. The transcript has 7 exons. NCBI's taxonomy places the organism in Eukaryota, Metazoa, Chordata, Mammalia, Rodentia, Muridae. The record is from RefSeq and is a predicted model, not a curated record. Gene Ontology annotation, cellular component: glutamate-cysteine ligase complex. Gene Ontology annotation, biological process: glutathione biosynthetic process. Bases 362 to 1189 code for a protein of 275 amino acids. Gene Ontology annotation, molecular function: glutamate-cysteine ligase catalytic subunit binding; enzyme regulator activity.